CAGGCAACAGCGGCAGCAGAAUGGUGGCCUGGCCAACAACCGACAGCAAAAAGGAAGCAAUUUCAGGCUAAAUUUAGUUUAAAUGCCUACCCCUUCGCUCCCGACUGGCUAACUGACUGACUGACUGUCGUCGUCGCCGACUUUUUGCAGGAAUAUGCCGCCUGCUGUACAGUGUGUGCUCGCUUUUAGAGCCGCUGCUGCUGCCGGCUGGCAUUAUGCUUAGUUUGGAAUUCAAUUAACUUGAAUUUGUUGCACUGGCGCGACGUGAUUUCAUUUUUCCCGAUGCACUUUUCAAAGCACCAGUCCUCGCUCCGAUGAUUGUUUUUUAUGGAAGCUAAUGAGUGCUAGCUCCGUUGGCGCAGCUCGAUUUCAACAAUUACGAGAGCGUUUUGUGCCCAUUGCUAAAAGAAAUGGAUUAUAAUUGUGCACGAGAAAAACUAAUGUUUUCCAUGUUUUAUUUUUCGUUUUGCAGCACAAAAAAAAAAUUGAGCUUUUUACAAUUGCUCAUGAAAAAAUAAUGGCAUAGGUGAUAAAGAAAUAACACGGCUAUUAAACCGUUGUUAAUUGAAAGCGAAAAUAAUAGAAAGUUAAUUUAAAUAAAAUGGCUGAACUAAGAGUGUCAUAAAAUAUUUAUUCUCAUAUAUUGUUAGGUUGAGCAAUCGGACAGGAAAAUGGACCAAUGGACCCUUGUAACAUAUCUGUUUGUGGUCAAUGUUUUUCAAACCGCCUUCGUGGAUGGGGACAAAAUUAAGGAUAUGUGCCUCGAAAAGGUGGGAUUGACCCCCGAAGAGCUUAGAGCCCGGCAUCGGACGGAAAUUCCAAACCCCAAUGUCAAGUGUUUCUUGAAAUGCUUUCUUGAGAACAUUGGAGUUAUCGCUGGCAAUGCGAUUAUACCUGGUGGGUUUGCCAAGGUUCUAGGCCCCUUAGUUACCGAUGAAGCCGUUGAGCGAAUGGAAACCGAGUGCCACGUGGUCGAGGCGGAUCCAAAUGAAGAGGACCCUUGUGAAUUCGCCUGGCUUAUGUCUUCGUGCUACGAAAGAUUGACUUUAUCAGACCUUCGGCAAAAGCUGUGAGCGAAACGACGCAGGACAAAAACGCGACGGAGAAGGCGCACGGGGUAGUGAUGCUUACUAACUUAUAAGAAAACGAGUUCUAGUAUCUUGUAACAAUUUCUUUUUACC
Drosophila elegans is the source of this 1181-nucleotide messenger RNA. RefSeq names its product general odorant-binding protein 56d (gene Obp56i). Bases 672 to 1073 code for a protein of 133 amino acids. Gene Ontology annotation, molecular function: odorant binding. Lineage: Eukaryota; Metazoa; Arthropoda; Insecta; Diptera; Drosophilidae. The record is from RefSeq and is a predicted model, not a curated record. The transcript is spliced from 2 exons.